Tetrahymena thermophila SB210 is the source of this 6024-nucleotide messenger RNA. RefSeq lists its product as hypothetical. Gene Ontology annotation, biological process: RNA polymerase II preinitiation complex assembly; transcription by RNA polymerase II. The record is from RefSeq and is a predicted model, not a curated record. Gene Ontology annotation, molecular function: histone acetyltransferase activity; TBP-class protein binding; RNA polymerase II general transcription initiation factor binding. Lineage: Eukaryota; Ciliophora; Oligohymenophorea; Hymenostomatida; Tetrahymenidae. The transcript is spliced from 3 exons. Gene Ontology annotation, cellular component: transcription factor TFIID complex.
UUUUGGCUUGCACCUUUAAAUACUCCCUCGCAAAUUUCUAAUAUUUUUUAGAAUUAUUAAUAAUUUGAUUAAAUUAGACAGCUUAUUAUAAUUUACAUAGAAAUGUCUGACGAAGAGAGCUAAAUUAAUUUCGAUGAUGAGGAAGACAAUAGCGGAGACGCUUCUUAAGAAAAAUCAAAUUCUCAAGAUAUGGAAAACGAGGAUGAAGAUGAAGAGGAUAAUUCCUAAGAGGAUGAAGAAGAUAAUGAUGAUGAUGAGGAUGAUGAUGAAAAUGAUGAUGACGAAGAUGAUAAUUAGGAUGAUGAUGAAGAAGAUGAUGAAGAUGAAGAUGACGAAGAAGAAGAUGAUAAAAGUAAAUCUUAAGAAGAAGAUGAAGAUGAAGAAGAUGAAGAUAAAGAAGAGGAAGAAUAGGAAGAAGAAAAAGAAGAGGAAGAAGAAGAAGAGAUAGAAGUCUAACAAAAAAAAAAGAGAGGUCGUAAAUCAAAAGCUGAUUUAGAAAAAAUGCAAAAAGCCAAAACAGCUGCAGAAAAAUAGACAUAAUCUAAAAAGGCUGCAGCUGAAUAACCUAAAAAACCAGGAAAGAAAGGAAGGAAGAAAUAAAUAGAAGAAGAAAUAGAUGAAGAAGCAGAAUAAGAUGAUUAAGAUGAAGACAAAAGUGAUUAAGAUGAAGAUAAAGAUAGUAGAAGUGAAUAAGAAAGCAUGGAAGAAGAAGACGAAGAAAAUGAGGAAGAUGAUGAAAAUAAUAAUUAAGAAGAAGAUGGUUAUGAUGAGGAUGAUGGUGAUGAUAGCGAUAAAGAUGAUUAAGAUAAAGAGGAUGAGGAAGACGAAGAUAAAGAUGAAGAUGAAGAAGAUGAUAUGGAUGACGAUGAUGAUAAUUUAUCAGCAGGCUCUGACAAGAGUAAUAGAGAGAUUGAAGAAGAAAUGGAAGAAGAAGAGGAUGAUUAAGAUGGAUAUUAUUUAUAAACAGAUCCAAAUGCCUUUUAAGUAAUUAAUAAAGUAGGAAGUUAUAGUGUUAAUAUUUAUAGGCUUACAGAUUUUUAUAGAUAUUCUUCUAAGAAAGUGUAAAAACUAAUCCUAAAAGAAUUAAAAAUGCAUACUAAUAUGAGAAAUCGUGUCUAGAAAGAUAAUAGGGAAUAUAUUGAAAAGUAGUAAAAUUUUGCUGAUCGUCUUUUAGAAGAAUGGCGUACUCAUAACUAAAUUUAAUAAUUUGAUGAUUUAGUUCCAGAUGAGGCUAACGAAGAGGGUAACUUAGGAUAGCAGGCAUCUAUUUAAAAAUCAGCUUCUUAGAAUCAUCCUUAAAUUUAACAAGGUUUGCAUGGACAUCCAAGCUUUUAAGGAAAGUUGAACUAAAAUUAAAAAAUUAGUCACCACACUAUACUUAAAAAGAGUGAUUUAAAUAUUACUUAACUUGAAUCGGCGAUUUAUGAAGAUGCAAAAGCAAGUAAAUCAGAUUAUUUCCUUCACUUUAAUAAUAUAAAGCAAAGCUUUCAAAUAGUACCUUAAAUGAUAUAACGUAUUUACAAUCCAAUCUCUUCAAAUGAGUACUUCACUUAGCUAAGAGAUGAAAUGAUUAAAAAAAUUAUAAGUGGAGAGAAUAAAUUUGUACCAGAAGAGGAAGAAGAAGAUAUUAUUGAAGAUCUUUAUGAAAAAGAAUAUAUGAGAUUAUAUAAUGGUAUGAGAAAAGAUGCUAAGGCAAAAAGUUCUAGCAGCUAAUAAAAAAAAGAAAAGAAGUCUAAGAUGGAAGAAUUUUAAAAUUAAUCUGAUUUUAUAAACGAAGAUGAGGAUAACGAUUCUUACAAAAUGAAAGAUGAAUCUGAUAACAAUUUCUUGAUAAACGAUGAUAGCUAAGGAGAAAAUGAAUAAAGAAAAGGUAAUAAAAGUAAGAAAGAAAAAAAUAGUAAAAAGAAAUAAAAUGAUGAAGAUGAUGAUGACGAUUAAGACUCUGGUAAAAAGAAAAAGAAGUCUAAGAAAUCUAAAAAAAGUAAGAAUAAAGUGAAAAAGGAAGAAAAAAGAAGAAAGAAAGACAGUAAUGAUAGUAGUAUAAGUUUAGGUGAUGAUUCAUAUAAAUUAACUCCAAGUAGAAGUGAAAGCUUUUCUUAAAGUAAUAGUUCCUCUAAUGAAGACAAUAGUAAUGCUAGCAGUAGCAGUGGAGAUGAUAAUUCUUCAGGUUAUGGUGGAAGUGAUAAUGAUUCAGCAUCUGGCAAAAAAUAUAAAAAUUCCAAGAAAGGCAAUAACAGAAAAGAUUCAGAAUCAAUGGAAAUUGGUAGCGAAAAUGAGGGAAAAUAUAAGAGGAAAUAAAAGAAUGAGAAUAACGAUAAUGUAAAUAGUUAAGAAAAGAGUGAUUCUGUGAUUUUGAAUGCUAUGAGUAUCGAAGAAAGAGAAAUAUCGAGAGAAAGAAAUAAAAAUUCUGACAUUUAAAGUAUAAAUCUUCUAUAAAUUAAGCAAAAGAAGUACAAAGAGAAUUGCAUGGAUUUAGAAGAUAAAAAUUUUUUAGAAAAUUUCUUUAAAUUUGACUACAAUAACAAAAAGCUGAUUUAAAGUAAAAUUCAUUCUGAGCCUAAAAAUCAAUCCUUUUAGUUUAAAAUUGGUGAUGAAAUUGAAAAAAAGUAGAAUUUGUUUGGAGAACCUAUUGACAUGGAAUAGCCACCACCUUUCGCUCCCAACUCAAAAAUGUUCCGUAUAACUUAACAAGAAAAAGAUUUUAUUCACAUAGAGGAACCAAAAUAAGGAAAUUAUAUCAACAUUUAAAUAUCAAGCAACACAGAUAAGAAUAAAUAAAAAACAUAAGCUGAAAAAGAUAAAUAGAAAGAGUUAAAUUAGAUGUAAUAAUAAUAGUUUUAAUAAUAAUAGCAGGCAUUGUAAAAGGAUGGCAAUCCUGCUUUUAUUAACUAAUAGAAAAAGAAUUUGUUAGCUAAAACAGAAAAACUACCUAAAGAAACUUUUGUUGUAAAGAGACAUUUGAUUUCUAAAUAAUUUGAUUACUAUAACUCUGAACUACUAAAUUGUGGUUGGAAUUAACCAAAAGAGCACUAUAAUAAUAUUCUAAUUGAUUUAAAUGAUCCUCAAUUUUUCUUAGAAAAAGUAAACACCUUUUUCUCUACUUAAAAAAAAGAACGUAAAGAUGCUUUUUACAAAUGGGAUUAGUUGUAAAAGAAACUACACGUCGAAGAACGUGGAGAUACUACAUCAGUAAUUCCUAAAUCAAUAUUUUCUGGUUUACCAGAUUAAGUUAAUCAAGGGGUGUCUGAGGAUUAACCUUCUCAAUUCAUCGCUUCUUUGUAACAACAGUAACAAUAAUAUCCUGUUAAUCUAAAAACCUUCAUUGAAUAAAAGAAAAGAGAUUAAAAAGAAAUACCUUAAAAAUAUGAUCAUUCAAGAGUGGCUAAAUAGUUUGAAUUCAAUUAUCUAACACAAGAUGAAAAUGUAUUUAAAGACUACCACUACUGGGACUUAUUUUAAAAAAUCCGUAUUGCACAGCGACAAUUUGAUAAAUAAUAUUAAGAUUAUAUUUAAUAUUUAAACACUAUGUAGUCUUAAUAACCUGGAAUGCCUUUAUUAUAGUAGUAAUAAUCGUAAUCAUCUAAUACAAUUAGCAUAUCAACACCUAAAUUAGGUCCUUAGUAACCUUUAGGAAUGCCAUCAGCUACUGCUUUAGGAGGAAGUGGACUUAUACAAAUGUAGCUUCCACCUAUUCAUCUAAAUUCUUAAUAAUCAUAAGGCGGAUAACCUACUACACCUACUUCCACUCCUUCGAAUACUCGCCCUAUUGUCUAGCCAACUUAGAGUUUAAAUAAGAUAUCAAUAAAAAUGGCACCAACAACUAAAGAUACAAUAGUGAGCAUCCCUUUCAUGAAUUAAAAUGCUAAUUAGUAAGCACCUGGCGCUUAAUAAAAUCCUUCAAAUCCUACCCUUAUAACAAUAUAAAAUCCAUUAGCAGGAAAAAAUUAGUCAUCUUCAAUUAUAUCUUUGACUACAAACGCUUCCUCAGAUAAAAGUUCUUCUCUGUAAAAGGAUAGAAAAGAUAAAAAUAACUUAGAUAAAAUAAUGGCUCCUCAAAUAAUAGAUUAAAAUAAAUAAUCUAUGCCUCUUUAGAGAUAACCACCUAUAAAAAAUCCUAUGCUAAACGAAUGGAAGUCUAUUCCUAUUGGAAUGUAACCAACUGAUUAUUGUCUAAAAACAAUAAAUCCUGAUAUGAAAUGCUUAGAAAUUUCAGAAGAAAAAGUAGAAAGUUAUAACCACUUCAAGAGUAAGCGUAACUUAAGUCUAAAAAAAGACGUUGUUAUCAUGAUGGAAUACAUAGAAGAAGAUCCACUUGUGCUACAAAAUAUAGGUAUGAACAGUAAAAUCUUCCGUUAUGCUUACCAUAAUAGAAUAUUUAAAAAAAUUGAAAAUGACUCUAAGAAAUAAGAAACAUUAAAUCAAAUAAACUAACAAAGCUAAUUACAAUAGCAAGCUAAUGAGAGUAUGGAUUUUGAUAAAAAUUACAAAACUAUUGGCUAAUUCUAGAGCUACAUGCAUAGAAAGUAGUAAGAAGGAUAGCUUGUAGAUUUCGAAAAAGAAUUGUAAAAGUUUAAAUAGUAUAUUCAAGAUUAUCUUGGAGAGCUUGGUAGAGUUGUAUUUUAUGACGACAAUGAUAAAACUAACUUAUUCGGUUAACUGGAUGAUCAAGAAGAAGGAAAAGAGUCUCUAGGUAUAACUGUGCUUGAAAAUCAUUUAUUUAAAGCUCCGAUUUUCAAAUAAAGGUUACCUGAAACGGACUUUUUACUUGUUAGAUAGUAAGAAAAUGAUAAAUGUAAUUAUUACUUAAGACCUAUUGAAUAUGUCUAUGUAGUAGGAUAAAUAGAACCUUCGAAAUCAAUUUAUCGUCCUCGUUCAAGAGAUAUCACUCCUUACAUGAAGAACUGUAUGAAUACUUUUAUUAUGAUAAAAAUUUAGAAAGAAAAGAAAGUACAUUUCCAAGAUCUUUUAAAUAAUUUCAGUAAAAAUCUCACAGAAACAUAAAUCCGUUAAUAAAUUAAGAAGAAAAAUCUUAAACCUGAGUUAAAUAAUAAGAAUACCUUUGUUCCAAAAGACAAUGAUUAAGACUCGGAUAAUGAAAAUGCACAUGAUCCUGAAUUGACACCUGAACAAGCAUGCAUGUUUGAAAAAAUGCUUUCACAUGUAUAUCACCUAUCAAAUGAAAUAGGAUUAAAAGAGUUAAGAACAACUGAAAAAUUAAAAAACGUUCUUGCUAAAUUCUAAAGAGAUUACCCAGAGGAUAUUAAAAAUUAUACAAUUGCAAAGCUGAUAACAGACAAACUCUCCCUCACUCCAUGGUCACUUUCAAACAACUUUGCACAUGAUAAAUAAAAGCUUUACCUUGAAGGUCUCGGUGAUCCAACAAAUGGUCAUGGUGGUUAUUCAUUCAUUAAGAGACCCUUAAAGAAGAGAUCAGAAAAGGAUGAUAAAUAAAAUAAUAAAGAAGAUGAAAAACAAAAAGAAGAUCUGCGUAAAUUAAACAUCAGUGAAAUAAAUAAUAUUUUAUCGAAACUUGGAAUUAAUUUGGAUACAAAAAUUGGAGAGACUAAAAAAUAAAGAUGGGCAAAAAUUGAGUUAAUUAAGAAAAAAUUAGAUGAGAUCGAUCUUACUGAGAGAGAAGAUUUGUUGGAAUUAGCUAAGUUUAAAAGAAAAGAUCGUAAAACUGUAAAGGAAGCUGAAUAGCAUUACUAAAAAAAAAUAAACUCUUUAUUCCAUAUAUUAAUUUAACAUUUGAGCGAACAAGAUCCACCUGAAAUUCCAUAAGAAGUAAAAGAAGAUGAUGUAGAAUACUUACCUUUAGAUCACUACAUGGAAGAAGAAAAAAAGAUAAGAGAAAAGAAGAAGAAAUAAUUAAAAAUGCAAAAAUCUGCAACACCUGGAGAGGGCAACAUUGGAGAUCAAAUGGAUCAGAGCGAAGAAGAUGGUGAUGAAGAUGAAGACGAGGAGGACGAAGAAGAUGAAGAAGAAGAGGAACAAGGUGAUGAAAGCAUGUCUGAUCAAGGUUGA